Messenger RNA from Bactrocera tryoni, 1009 nucleotides. It is a transcript of the gene Eaf6, whose product is annotated as chromatin modification-related protein MEAF6. The record is from RefSeq and is a predicted model, not a curated record. Gene Ontology annotation, cellular component: NuA4 histone acetyltransferase complex. The coding region runs from base 88 to 738 and encodes 216 amino acids. The transcript is spliced from 4 exons. Lineage: Eukaryota; Metazoa; Arthropoda; Insecta; Diptera; Tephritidae.
GUUUGACACCUAAAAAUUUCAUUUAUAAACAAUUUGUGCGAAAACAUAGCUACUUUAGUUUCAUGCAUAAUUUAUUGUUAAAUAAAAAUGAGUUCCCCAACUAGCAAAAGUACCAACGAUGUGAGUGCUGCAAAACAACGAAAAUCAUCUAAAACGAAUUCAAAUAACAAGUCCACGAGCUUGGAUACACGCGCAGAAUUAGCCGAUCUUAUCAAGAAAAAGGCAGAGACAUCGGAGCAACUAGCAAAUUUAGAACGACAAAUUUAUGCAUUCGAAGGUUCAUAUCUUGAAGAUACACAACUUUGUGGUAAUAUAAUUCGUGGCUGGGAACGGUAUCUCACAUCAAACAAAGCUACAAAUUCCAAAGCUGACAAACGCAAUAGAAAAUUCAAGGAAGCGGAGCGUCUUUUUUCCAAAUCAAGCAUUACAUCUAUGGCAAUAUGUAACCCUGAACGUGCCAGUGAAUCAGAUUCCAUAACUAAUGAAGAUUCCAGUGAUAAUCAAAUAACUAUGAACCAAAAUACAACAACAGCACAUGAUGGCUCUUCAUCAAUAAAAACCGCUGGCAAAGAGGACAAACCUGUGGAUCGGGCAGGAACACCUACUCCGCAGCGUGAUGUUUUGAAAGAUCCUAAUACUCCCAGUUCUAACACUAGUUCCAAGAAUAAACUAUCCAACAAUUCUACCAUAUCCGCUAAAAAAAGUGGUCAUAUUAAUAAAAAAAUUAGGCACCGAUGAUUCAGGGUAAAACCUCGAUUUUUUCGAAACACUUAGAAGUCAAAAAUUAUAAUCCACAAUUUUAUUCAGCUACCAUAAUACAAACUCAACAUUUGAGACGUGAGACGGUAUUCAUCCAAUCCACUUAUAUUAGAAUAUAUAUAUUACAUAUAGAUAUUAUAUAUGUAAUGAAAAUGAUAAACACAAUGUCAAAAAUAAUAAUUCACUCAAAAUACUAUGAAAUAAAUUACUAAACCAAUAAUAAACAGUGUCACACACAUGCCACCUAACA